UAACAAUUACAUUAGGUACUUAUAACAUUUACUACACAUACAAAGCCUUACAACUGGUAACACAAUAGUCAUCCGGAAAUGUUUCUGUCUUUUUAGUGUUUGACAGCUUUCAAAGCUAAAGGCUAACCAUGGCUCCGAGGAAAAACAAAGUUGCCAAAGAAGAGGUGCAGGUAACUCUUGGCCCUCAACAUUUGGUUGGAGAGACCGUUUUUGGAGUUGCUCAUAUAUUCGCAUCUUUCAAUGACACAUUCGUACAUGUUACCGACUUGUCUGGCCGGGAAACUAUUGCCCGAGUCACUGGAGGCAUGAAGGUUAAGGCCGAUCGUGAUGAAGCUUCUCCCUACGCUGCUAUGUUGGCCGCACAGGAUGUUGCUGAAAAAUGCAAGACUCUUGGCAUCACAGCUCUCCACAUCAAGCUCCGAGCGACUGGUGGAAACAAGACUAAGACCCCUGGCCCUGGUGCACAAUCUGCCCUCCGUGCAUUGGCACGUUCAAACAUGAAGAUUGGCCGUAUUGAGGAUGUCACUCCAGUGCCAUCAGACUCUACCCGCAGGAAGGGAGGUAGACGAGGACGCAGGCUGUAAUUUCUUAGUUUAAGCUACUGUGGACUCAAUAUAAUGGUUUACAGUUCAA
Messenger RNA from Danaus plexippus (monarch butterfly), 633 nucleotides. RefSeq names its product small ribosomal subunit protein uS11 (gene RpS14). Gene Ontology annotation, biological process: maturation of SSU-rRNA from tricistronic rRNA transcript (SSU-rRNA, 5.8S rRNA, LSU-rRNA); translation; ribosomal small subunit assembly. The transcript is spliced from 3 exons. The record is from RefSeq and is a predicted model, not a curated record. The coding region runs from base 129 to 584 and encodes 151 amino acids. Gene Ontology annotation, cellular component: cytosolic small ribosomal subunit; ribosome. Lineage: Eukaryota; Metazoa; Arthropoda; Insecta; Lepidoptera; Nymphalidae. Gene Ontology annotation, molecular function: small ribosomal subunit rRNA binding; structural constituent of ribosome; mRNA 5'-UTR binding.